Messenger RNA from Nannizzia gypsea CBS 118893, 771 nucleotides. RefSeq lists its product as hypothetical. The transcript has 2 exons. Bases 1 to 771 code for a protein of 256 amino acids. NCBI's taxonomy places the organism in Eukaryota, Fungi, Ascomycota, Eurotiomycetes, Onygenales, Arthrodermataceae. The record is from RefSeq and is a predicted model, not a curated record.
AUGAGGUCGUUGGCGUUGACGAUUUCAUCUUUUCUCUUAACCGCUCUAAUAUGCGCUGCGGCCGACAUUGGAUUUCUGGUUCCUCCCAGCGCUGGUAUUAACAACAACUUCCGCGACAACCCGCAGUAUCAAACCGGCGAGAUAAUAAACAUAACAUGGGCAAUCGAUUCUCUUGCGGUGGACUUAUUACUCGUGAUACAGCUACCUAACGAAGCUGAUACUCCAGCGGAAAAAUAUGACGAUAUAACCCUUCAGAGACUCUUCCCAGAAAAGUACUAUCGUUGGGUAGUUGAUCUCGAGGGAUUUGAUACAGCAAAACGGGUUCUAGACGACAAAGGCCAGGUCGUACUAUUCUUCCUCAUUUCCGAGCCAGGCCAGGGACAAAACUAUACCAUUCGCUCUCAUUACUUUAACGUGACGAAUCCUGCCUCCACCACAGCUUCGCCUACGACAAUGCAAUCAACACCAGCUACAAUCCCCAUAUCAACUGCCACCACCACUACACCCCCUCGGGAGGAUUCUGUUACUGCAAAGUCGCCUUCUGCUGCAGUGAUCGGGGGAGCUGUGGGUGGAUCCAUAGGUGGUCUUCUCGUUCUAGCGGGGCUUGCUUACUUCGUUUGGCGGCACUUUCGAAAUAGGAAAACUAUACCAGGCGCAGGCGGGUCAAUAAUGCAUAACCGUACCUCACAGAUGACAAUGCAGAAGCAUGAAGGAUGGAGAAGAUCCGAGUUGGAUAGCUCGCCACCACCGGCCAUAUACGAAGUUCCAUGA